Dicentrarchus labrax (European seabass) is the source of this 1605-nucleotide messenger RNA. Its product is annotated as urea transporter 1-like. The record is from RefSeq and is a predicted model, not a curated record. Gene Ontology annotation, cellular component: membrane. The coding region runs from base 18 to 1220 and encodes 400 amino acids. Gene Ontology annotation, molecular function: urea transmembrane transporter activity. Lineage: Eukaryota; Metazoa; Chordata; Actinopteri; Moronidae. Gene Ontology annotation, biological process: urea transmembrane transport. The transcript has 10 exons.
CUUCAACUCAGAGAGCUAUGGACAACAAUAACCAGUCCUUGCGUAAAGCUCCAGCUCGCUCCUUUCUCUUUAGAGCUGUUGAGUUUUUCGUCGGGGACAUGCAUCCCUGCAGAGAAUGGGUGAAAAGACAGGCUGUAGUAAUCCAGCUGCUGGACUGGGUUUUUCGAGGGGUGGCCCAGGUCAUGUUUGUCAACAACCCUCUCAGUGGGUUUCUCAUCAUGGCUGGCCUCUUUCUCCAGAACCCUUGGUGGGCUCUGAACGGUCUGCUGGGUACCCUUGUAUCCACUGUGUCUGCAAUCUUACUGGGACAAAACAGGGAAGCUGCAUCAGCGGGUUUAUAUGGCUACAAUGGAACCUUGGUGGGUAUACUGAUGGCUGUUUUCUCUGCCAAAGGAAGCUGGUACUGGUGGCUGUUAUUGCCAAAUGUGUUCAUGUCCAUGUUGUGCCCAGUGGUCUCCGGUGCUUUGUCCUCAGUUGCCAGCAAAUGGGACCUCCCCAUAUUCACCCUGCCCUUUAAUAUUUUGGUGUGUCUGCAUGUUGCAGCUAUGGGAGCCAAUCACUCCUACUUUCCAGAGGUGGAUAUCCAGCCAAACUACCAUCUGCCCCCUCCUAAUGAUUCCAUCAAAAGCCUCAAUAUCUCUCAGUUAUUCCUGUCAGUGCCAGUUGGUGUUGGCCAGGUGUACGGCUGUGACAGUCCUUGGACAGGAGGUCUCAUCCUUCUGGCCCUGCUGCUUUCCUCACCAACUAUCUGUUAUCAUGCCAUGUUGGGCUCUGCUGCUGGCAUGCUGUCUGGACUUGCUCUGGCAGCUCCUCACAAGGAUAUUUACUCAGGGCUGUGGGGAUAUAACAGUGCCCUAUCCUGCAUUGCCGUUGGAGGGGUCUUCUAUGUCAUAACAUGGCAAACCCAUCUACUGGCUCUAAUAUGUGCAAUCUCCAAACUGAUGUCUGUGCUUGCAUUACCAGCCUGCACGUGGCCUUUCUGCCUGUCGACUCUCAUCUUCCUCCUCAUUUCCUCUGAGAUCCCAGCCAUCUGCAGACUGCCUCUGUCUGUGGUCUCCUACCCCGAGGAGAAUCGACGCUACCAGAGACAAUUACAGGCCUCAAAGAAAGCUCAGCACAGUCAGCAGAGCAGCCGCCAAGAAGAAGAGGCCCAGCUGAAGGAGAAUGGAGGUCCAAAUGUCCAGUUUGUGGUGGAGAGGGGCUGUAGUGAAUCUGUAUGAUUAGAGUGGAUGCUCUUUUGUUCUGACUUUUACCUCUAUGAGUGUUAAAUUGUUGGAAAUAUAGGAACAGUAUGGUAAUGUACAGUUUUGGUAUUUCCUCUCUUACAUAACAAUUUUUGUUAUAUAAAAUUGCUGGCAUUGGAGUGAGACAUGUUUUCUUAAUGGCAUUUUUUUUCUCUUAUGCAAUGCAGCUAUUCUACACAGCAGAGGGCAGCACUUUCCAAGGAAAGAUAGAACCGAUGUUGUUGCAUGUGACUCUAAUAAUACUGAGGAAAAAUACUGAGCACAUUUGAAUGUAGGAAUGCAAUUAUGUAUACCAAUUUUGUAAUAUACAUUAUGUGAAAUGUAACCUUGUGUUCCUUUUUCUCCAGUCUCAAAAGCACAG